Molecule: messenger RNA, 441 nt
Organism: Gekko japonicus
Lineage: Eukaryota; Metazoa; Chordata; Lepidosauria; Squamata; Gekkonidae
Product: tripartite motif-containing protein 7-like
Exons: 3
Molecular function (GO): zinc ion binding
Source: RefSeq, a predicted model, not a curated record
GCGGUGGUGGCAGCCGGAAAAGGGGGAGUUUGCCAGAAGCACCAGGAGCCGCUGAAGCUCUUCUGCAAGGACGACGAAGCCCUCAUCUGUGUGGUCUGCGAUCGAUCCAAGGAGCACAGGGAUCACGAAACCCUUCCUCUCGAGGAGGCCUCCGAAGAGUACAAGGAUCAGUUCUGCAGCCGUCUGGAGAUUCUGAAGAAGGAGAGAGAAAGAAUUGUGGCAUCUAGAGAAGAUGUAGAGAAGGAAAGCCAAGACCUGCUCAAGCAAACCACAGGAGAGAAGCAAAAGACUGUAGCCAAGUUCAGGCAACUGCACACAUUUCUGGAGGAACAAGAGAAACUUCUGCUGGCCCAGAUGGAAGAGGUGGAGAAGGAGGUGGCAAGAAACAGGGACCAACGCCUGGCCAGACUCUCUGAGGAACUCUCCUCUCCAAGGGCGUAG